AUCAACAGGCGACAUGAUUGAGACAACAAACGUGAGACGUUGGUGUUAACGCAGAUGCCGUAAAGUAGGUUACUACUUUUAGACCACACUGCUCUCUCUCUGUUGGUUCAGUUCGACCGCCAAUGAAUCCAUUAAUUAGACGGAGACUUCCUCCGUCUGUGAGGAGUCUUCUGACAGACAUCGGUCCUAAGGAGGAGUGGACUGACACGGAGCCCGAAACAGAGACUAGAGACGGGAUUCUGAUCCCGUCCAGAAGACCUGGACAAGAGGAGUUUCUUACCCCAGCCAUGACGCAGGAGCAGGACGCUGCAGAGGAGGGGAGAAGCACCAAGAGGAGCACAGUCUGCAUGCUGUGUAAAUGUAAGCCCUCUUGCUACACCUGUCCCCGGUGUAACCUCCAGUACUGCGGCUUGGCUUGCUACCAGAGCCCAGAUCACGCUGCAUGCUCUGAGGAGUUUUACAAGGAGUCAGUUCUACAGGAGCUGAAGGAAAUGGGCAAAACAGAAACUGAGGGGAGAAAGAAAAUGGAGGAGAUUCUUGUGGGACUCAGACAACAGGCAGAGAAGACACAUGGAGGGAUGGAAGGUUUGUUAAAAGAAGUGGGUAUUGUGCAAGAUGACACAGAGGAAGGGGAGGCAGAGGCAACGGAGAAGGUCCAGGUUGUGGAGCUCCUGUCCAGGUUAGCAGAGCUUCAACAGGCAGGAGACGGGGGUACAGCAGAGAUUGAGGCUAUUUUGGAAAAACUUGAAGAGAUUGGAGGAGAGGAGCUGCUGACUGGAGAAACAGACGAGGAAGCUGAAGGUGCAGAUGAGAAGCUUGACUUGGCUGAUCGACUGUCAGGGCUGGAUAUUGACAAACUAUCAGAAGAAGAACUGUGGGAACUUCUCAGCAGCAAAGAGAAGGAGGGGUUUAUGGAUCUGAUGAAGGGUGGAGCUCUUGGUGGACUCGUUCCCCUGUGGAAGCCGUGGUGGGAGGAGCAUGAGGACGGAGGGAAAGCAUUGGUGGAGGUCCUGGAGGAGGAAGUAAAUAAACUGGAGAGACAAACUUUAACAUCUACAGGUGAGCAGAGUGUUGGUAGUACAGAAGAAGUGAUUAAGAAACGGGGCAAAUCAACAACAAAGCUUAAAAACGUUAAAGGUGGCAACAGAAAGCAAGCAAGCAAAGACAAAGGAAGUUCAAUCGUCCAAAAUGUUCCUCCCAUUUCUGCAAAAAUUCCAAAGCUGAGUUCCUUAUGUGCAAAUCCAUCCUCUCUUCUUUGCUAUGGUGUAGUCAAUGCACUGUUUGGCUACUCCUUCACCCUGUGCCUGUUCAACGGGGACACUGAUUCACUCAUGUUUGAAUUCUGUGACAUGAUCCUUGCUCUGUCUGAGGCACUGAACUCAAACAGGGUGUUCAACUCUGUCCAAGAGGCCUUAGACUGCGGAGAAACUCUCAUUUUGAGUGGCGGUUACCUUGACAAGGAGGACCCUCUUGCCCCAACAAGAGCGGUGGAAGCUGUGGCUCACAUCAUGACCGGCAGAGACAGAAAGGAUGCUACAGGAUACUGUCUGGCAGCCUUGAGUCAGCUUCGCGCAGCGCUCUCCCAGGCCAGAACAGCCCUGUCUAAAGAUGGAGAAGAAGGGGUGAAGAGGCAGAAGUACUUCCUAGCAAGCAAAAAGUGUGAAUUCUUUCAAGCCUGGGUGCUGGACAAUGCACACCAGGUUCACAGACUGGCUAUUGAACUGUGGAGCGAACACAGUAAAAGAGAGAGUGUAAGGAGCGGCAUGGAGAAAGCAAAGACUGUAGUCGAAGAUAAUUUGAAGAAAGCAAAGAGGAAGGAGAAAACUAAGUUGAUUGAAGAACUGAGCUGAUGACAUUUUUCUUGAACAUGCGGAUGUUUGUAAAAAAUAAGUGUUGUAAUAAAAGUCAUGAAAAUCAAAA
This is a messenger RNA of Stegastes partitus (bicolor damselfish), 1920 nucleotides long. It is a transcript of the gene znhit2, whose product is annotated as zinc finger, HIT-type containing 2. Bases 123 to 1850 code for a protein of 575 amino acids. The record is from RefSeq and is a predicted model, not a curated record. The transcript is spliced from 2 exons. Lineage: Eukaryota; Metazoa; Chordata; Actinopteri; Pomacentridae.